Molecule: messenger RNA, 1616 nt
Organism: Dermatophagoides farinae (American house dust mite)
Lineage: Eukaryota; Metazoa; Arthropoda; Arachnida; Sarcoptiformes; Pyroglyphidae
Source: RefSeq, a predicted model, not a curated record
CGAAUUUUUUCUCUGUCCAGCAAACACAUUACCUUACGAUGCCUAUUGUUAUGUUACGAAUUUUUUUUUCUCGGUUCGUUCAACAUCAAAACUUUGGUUAUACGGUCAUUGACUUUAAAUGUUCUUUGAAGUGUGUCUCGAUAUAUCGGUGUAUAUACAUAGAUGGUUAAGAUGAAGAUUGCUUAUCAUUAAACAAAGUCGACAAUGCUAGCUAUAGUAGUGAAUAGUUGAUCGUGCAUUGAGCCAGAUAUUCAAGUUGAUUUUUCCGAUCAAGUUUAGAUAUUACUUUGUUUUCUUUUCUUUUUUUUUAUUCAAUUUUGAACGUUGUCAAAGUUCGAAUAUAUUUUCAUACCUGGAUCAUCUUUAUCAUUGACGAUGAUGGUCGACAAUCCAUCGCUAGCAUUAUCUAAAGAUGUAGCGCCAACUGUAAUGCUUCAUUUCUUUUCAUAGUUCAAAUAAAUCGAUGGUGAUUGAUGACAAUACAAAAUCCAAUGAAAAAAUGAAUGAUUAUAUCCCAAUCUUAAAUGGCAGGGAUCAAGAAGAACCGCCAUCAUCAUCAUCAAUUGUUGAUUAUCAUCGUUUGCCACAGGUAUGGCAAUGUAGAGCUUUAAAUUUCAAUAAAAAUAUAUCGAAAAAUUUAAAUGCUGGAAAAUGUUGUAUAAUUGAGAAAACAAAUAGUAAAAUGAAAAUUAAACACGAUAUAAAUAAUUUUUGUUAUUCAUCGGAAUCCACACGGUCAAUUACAUCGAAUUCUUCGAGUUUAAUGUGCCUGUCAACUGAACAUCUAAUUAAACCUACAAACAAACACAAUCGCUAUCAUCAUUAUCGCCAUCAUUAUAAUAACAAACAUAAUCAAAGAUUAUAUAAAUCAGCUAUGAAUUUAGAUCAACGAUCCAAUUAUUAUAAAACAUCAAAGAUUCAAAAUCCAUAUUUCAUCCGUUUAGACAAUCAAUAUGGCCAACCAACAAAAUAUUUUCAUACACAUCAAAUGCAUCAUAAAUUGCCAUCUUCAAGAGAUAUACGAGAUUAUUAUACCGGAAUCCAUCAUCAAACACCAUCAUAUUCAUGGUUUCCAUCGGCAACAUAUUUUUAUCCGACUAACGUUGGAAGGAAUCAUACCAUAUUUCAGCUUCCAACCAAUCAUGGUUAUCAUCCUUUAUAUUCUAGUCAAACAUUUUAUCCAGGAGCUUAUUUUCCAACAACAACAUCAUCGACAGCAAUAUAUCCCAGACAACCAAUGCGUAUGUCAUAUAGUCAACCAUACACUAAACAACUGCCAACUUCAUUGAAAUCUGAAUUCAACAGCAAAAAUCAAAUUCCAACAAAUUAUCAUCAUCAUCAUCAUCAUAAUCAAUAUAACAGUCAAAAAUGUAAACUUUUAUCAAAAACAUCGACCAAUACUAAUGGCCAUAUAAUCGUUUUGGUGGUCAUACUUUCUGUAAUCGCAAUCGGUGUCGUUAUGGGAUUGAUACUGGCGAUAACAAUCAAUUAAAAAUAGUCAUGAUCUCACCAAUUUUAUAUUCAAUGAAUUCAAUAUUUAUUCAUUUCAAGUUAAUCACAGAAAUACGAUCGUCUUACAUGGUCAUCAUUCAUUUUGUAUAAAAUAAAUAAUUUUC